UACAAAAACAGCAUUCCGAAAUAUUUUCAACCAUAUGUUUUGAAGGAAAAUGGCGCUAGUUCCGCAGGCACAACCGACUCCGACUGAAAUGUUUUUGUUGUGAUAUUCAAGCGGGGCUCGGGAUGUUUUCGCCAUAAUUACUUAACAAGUCGCAGAGUCAACAAUUUAACCAUGCAUUAAUAUCGUUGUGUUUAAACUGUAGAUACAUGUGCACAAUUAUUCAUGCAAAUUAAAUGAAAAAAUGGAUGGCAGUCGAAGGACGAAGCGGUACCGGGACGAAGUAUCGGAUAUGAACCUCACAUGAUUUAAGAUGUAUACAGCACAAAGUAGGCCUUCCAAGCAGCAGGAAUAUGUCUAUGGUGAAGAAGAAUAACCAUGUGUGGUGAAAUAUGAUAAAACAAUGUGAUUUUGACUGGAAUAUCAAUUUGGGGGGAUAGGUUUGUAUCAAGUAUUGUUAGUGUUUUAUUAAUGAGCAAUAUUUUAAAUCAAAAUGAGUGAAAAUCAGGACGUCAAGUCCAGACAUUCAAAGUCUGAUGAUGGUAGUAGCUCAAUUAUUGAUGAAGGCCAAUAUGACCAGGAUCAAGAUUUGAAAAAUCAGUCACAAUCAUCAAAAUUAACACCACCUGACCAAUCAGACCAGGAUAAAAUGACCACACCCCCUCAGGCUGAUAACAUGUUUACUUCACCAUCUGAGAGGAAUGAGGAUGAGAGCUUAGCUUUUAUCAAUGAACAGUUAAGCUUCCUGAAUGAAGCCAGUGGAGAACUUGCCACCACCAUUCACAGGUCUAACAAGCAGGUCAGACUGGAUAUUGCCAAAAAAAGCCGGGAUUCAGGUAUGAGAAGGAGGGAACUCUACAAAUCCCCAGCCAAACGUUUUGCCCAAAUUCAAGGACGAGGGGUUAAAAGGAGUCCUGGAAAGCUGACACUUAACCGACCCAAAGUUGCAAGGCAGAGCUUGGAGGUUCAGAGUGUAUCGGACCAAGUAAACAUGCUGGAUGACAAGGAUGAUGCAAAGGAUGAGGAUGAAAGUUCAGAUGAUGAUAAUAACUGGAUGAUCUUGGAGGAGUCUGAUACAGAUGCACCAAUAAAUGAAGCCCUUGAGGAAAAUGUGCUCCGAAGUAACCUCACAGCAUCCAAUGUUAAAAAACUUUUGCAUCAAGUCAUUACCAACGAACAUGUGGUGGCCAUGGUAAAGAACACCCUGCUUGCAGAGAAUGAGAAGGUUGAAGCUCACUAUGAACCCAAGAUGACGAGGUCAAAGGUCAAGCAUAUCAUACAAGAAGAGGGGGAUGUGCUGCAUCCUUGGCCACUGUCACCUCUGAAGAAAUCUAAACCCUCUGGGGCCAGCUUCCUGGAGGUGGAUUUUUCAGAUGAUGAGGAGGAGGAUGAUGAAUAUGAUCCAUCUAAAGAGCCUGAUCCUGUCAGUGAUGAGGACGCUGAGAGUAUGACAUCAUCCCAAGUCAGUGACACUGGCUCCCCAGCACCCUCCACUCCUAAAACUCCACGGUCCUGUGAUCGGCUGUCUGACUUCAGCAUCACCCCCACCAACAGGGAUGGGUGGAGUCCUAUGGGACCUCCAAGCCAGAAACACCUGUUAGGAAGAAAAUACCAGGAAGCUAUGGCAGCUUCAGACAAAACAGAGGAGGAAACUAUUGCCCUGAGAACAAGAUCGAAGCUGUCCUUAACGGAAACUACCCUUACAGAGCUUGAAUCUACAUUUGUGGCCCCUGACAUCACAGCGGACAUGUAUGACACGCAGUGUGAUGACAACGACUGGCAGACUUUCCUUACCUCACUGGUCAAACCUUGUGAAACAGAAGACACCAAUGAUGGCGGUGACGAGGAGGAUCCUGAGUACGACUACCUGGAGGAUGCGGCCAAGUCUCAGGUGGACAGGGAGGAUUUACGUUCUGACCGUGCCGUCCAGGUCUCAAAGCGGGAGAUGAACCAACUCAUGGACGAGCUGUUUGAUGUGUAUGAAGAUAUGGAACUUGAGGAAGCAGAGAAACAAAAGAUGAAGAAAAUGGCUAGAAACAACCUCAUUAAAUCACACAAGAAGGAGAGACGUGUUGUGACAGUUGUAACCUCAUCUGCCCCAGGUGCACUCAAAAUGACAGAAUCCGAACGACUGCAGGUUGAGGAUCAAAUGAGAAAGCAUGUGCAGUUACUUUCCCAGCAGUACGUGUUGUCACAGAGCUCCCAGGAGACUCACGGAUCGGUGGCUGCUGACUGUACCUUUCUGCUGAAGGAAAUCAAAUGUUUUGCGAGCAGUAGUUCACUGGUUACCCCUGACCGACGUUCUGCAUUUUAUGCCCAUAACCUGGAUGGGGCUUUGAGAUUGGUAUCAGAGACGAAGGAUUGGGGGCAGUGCCAACUCCCUGAGGGACGAAUACCUUCCCCAGAGAAGUCACUCACUAGCCUGCUGGCUAAACACUACACCAACCUCAGCAGCAACCAGAAGGACCGUAUACUGGAGGUGGUGGACAGUGAUCAAAAAGGUAGAGAUUUGAAUGACCCAGCUACCCUUCCCAGUCCGAAGUCUCCGUUGCCUGUGCUCACCAGACAACAAAAAGAGACAGUCUGGAACUCAGAUGUUUUCUUCUGCUCGAACCUCCUUCCGAUUGGCGGAUUUGACCUUUCUGUUCCCAAGGUCAAACAGCGGAUCACUUUCACAGAGGCUGAGGAUAAUUUAUUGGCCCUUGGCUACGAUCAGUUCUCUUCGUUUCCACUCCAUCGGGAGUUGAUACAGAAGUUUCUGCUACCGUGUAAAACACCGGAUCAAAUCAAAAUCAGAAUCAAGAACCUGUCAGCAAGCAAGAUUGGUGAUAAUGUUAUAAAGCAACUGAAACGCACAAAGCAACUGCCAGAGUUUCCCCAGUAUGGCCUUGACUGGGAAGAGAGUCUUAUGAAGGCCCCAAAGGAUCAACUUAUCAACAGAAAUUUCCCUUACUGGUGCAAGGAGAUGAAGAUUAAGGAGAUCAUUGGCACAAGUGGGGAAGUGAGUGUGGAUAGACCUAUGGUGGGGAGGAAGAGACGUGCUCGCAGUGUAAACCUGCCUAUUAGGACGAAAGAAAACAAAAGCAAGUCACAGCUGAAGAAGACGCGGUCUGCCCCGACCACGCCUGCGGAUCCUGACUUGGUAGAUAGCUUGUCCAUGAGUGCCAUCAUGAGUAAAACACAAGAUUCGUCAUUGGAUACAGAAUUCAAAACACUGAGCAGAGAUAUUGUAAUGGUCAAUAGCCCCCAGCCACGCUGGAAGAAGUCAUUACAACAGAGUGCCAGGAAAUCUCCAGUGCCUGGAUUUAUCUCCCUUGACCAGUGCUCAGGAUUAGACAAUGAUGGACAGCCUGCUAGUCCUAUAAACAUCCGUAUUCUUGACAGUGUCCCCAGCCCUGCAGGGAUACACAGUGUGGCAAGUCCUGCACACCCAACCCUAUCCAACCCUGGCACACCCAAGUCCCGUCAGGGUGUCCAGGAGCAGAUAACUCCGCACAAACCUGACUCUGUGAGGGCACUACCUGUGUCUCCCAUUGUGAUUGUGCAGGGCAAGCCCCCUGUUACCUGUGCCAAGCCCACUUUCCUGGUGGUCAACAGUGUGGGUAGUGUGUCAGUAGCUGGUCAGCGAAUAACUCCAGUCAAGACGGUCAGUUGCCGUGAUAGGGUAGUUCCAAGUGUUCUGGAAGCCAGAACAACAGGAGCCCUUGGAACCCCACCAAAGAGAACAGAAACACUGUCAAACAUUGUAGAACUUCCACUCUCUGGUGGUGGGAAACUUCUCAUAACGCCUCCUAAAAGGGAUUCUAAGCAAGAUGGCAACUUAAAAUCAAACCAAUCAUGCAUAGAUUCCCCUACAACAAUAAUAUCGCCUUCUGGACCACUCAGACAAAGUACACCAGAGAAUGUUCACAGCUCUCAAGAGUUGCUGGCUAAAGCACAUGGAAAUGUUACACCAGAAAAUGUUCGUCACUCUGAAGAAUCACCAGCCAAAUCAGCUCUGGAAAUCGUGGCAUCUUAUGCCCCUUUUAUUUAUUCUCCCCUCAAAUCAGACACCCUGUCUCCAGAAAAGUUCUCGGAACUUAUCCAAUUGUCACAGGAAAGAACUCCUACCAAGUCCUCUGCCUUUGUCCCCCGGUACCGCCCAGUGGCCCCAAAUCCGUUCUUUUCCUCCCCUACAAAGACUGUGUCACCAUUCCUUGGGAAGGACAAAAGUCCUCGUAGAAAACAGUUGGCCAAGAAAGCUCAGGCUAUUUGUCCAAAGGGGUUUGUAUUAAAGAAUUAUGUCUCGCCAUCGAAAAAGGCAGCAACAAACAUUGUUCACAGAGUUUUAAAGAGAAAUAUUCCAAAGAUUUUACCCAGAAACUCUCCAAGAAGUGAACUGCAAAUCAAAAUUCGGUCUCCUGAUUCCAGUAAAAAGAAAUCCAGCCAAUUUUCUGAUGAAGAGAAAGGUGAAUAUGAUAUGAUAGAAUCUGAGGAUCUGUCAGACGACAAUGACGAUGUUGUAAACAGUGAAAAGACAAGAGGAAAGAUAGGGAGGAGCGGAAAUAAGAGUAAUCAGAAGUCAAGACAGAAAGUGGCGCGGCCAGAAAGUGAUGACACUCAAAGUGAGAAUGAAGAUGGCAAUGAUUUAUAUGACAGUCAGAAUGAUGAUGAAGAGGAUUUAGAUGAUGAAGAUCACAUGGCUGAACUAAUGGCUGCCAGCUCCAGAAUAGGGUUUGCCCAGAAGAAGGGAGGGCUGAAAGAUAAAAAUAGGAGUAAAGCUCAGAAGAGGAAGGACUCUGCGCUAGCCAUGCUGGCUCCGGACCUACUGAACACUGACCCCCAGAAGGAUGAUCGGGACACGGCGUUCGCCCAGGCUUAUCUGUGUCGUGCUCGGGAGGUGCUGAAGACAGAUGAUGACACGUAUGAGGCAUUCCUUAAGUUGUUGUAUGACUUCGGCAAGAGUGACUUCUCCCCAGUCAAAUUAUACAAAGAGCUGCGUGUUGUGCUAAAGGAAUACCCUGACCUGGUGACAGACUUCGCAGGGUUUCUUCUUCCGGAGCAGGCUGUAGAAUGUGGCUGCUACAUGACGACACAGGAGUUCAUCCGAGCCAGAACCUUCCUUCGCAAACUUGAGGUUCACUUUCUCCGACAUCCAACUCAUUUCCAGAAGUGUCUCAAGGUCCUGUCCUCCUGGUCUCAGAAACACAACAAAAGUGCAGCAGAGCUUAAGGUUGCCCUAGAGCCUCUCCUAAAGGGACAGAUUCACCUCCUGCAGGAGUUAUCUCUCUUCUUUAAGGAUGAACAUCCUCCGGAAAGUUACCUGACAGACUAUGAGGAGAUAACUCUUGGUGAAAGUGAUGAGGAGGCAGAUUUUGAUGGAUUUGAGGAGGUGGAGUUACCAGAUGAGGAGGAUAUAAGUGGUACAAAGAAAUGUCAAUGUCGUUGCCAUAACAAUCCUGUUGACACCAACUAUUUCAAACGGAACAAGCACUGCUACUCCUGUUGCCUCAAGGUGAUUGAUGGGGAGCUAUUUUACCGUGUGAAUACCAAGACGCUGAAGAAGGUCAAGGUCAUAUUUCACAAGCCAAUCAAGGGAAGGUCCGUACAGAAAGAGGAGGUGAAAGAUGGUGCGAGGAACCAUGACAACGGGGAGUGGUACGAAGAUGAUACAGCUGCCGCAGAAAAAGAAAACAUGGAUAUUUCCCUUCUAGAAGAACAACCACGUAACAAGUCCAUGAAUAAAAUGAAAAUAUCAUUGAAGAAAAAGGCGAAAGGGAGGUUCAUGACUUUGAAUGAGAUGGCAGAAUCUCCUCAAAAAGGGUCUAUAUCAGGAUCACCACCAAGGUCCGAGGCACAAAAGUCCAUUACACCUAACAAGGAAUUGACCAGUCAAGCCACAGCAUCUAAUGAAGGGGCAGGACAGAGAAGAGGCGUGGCCACCUCCUUAUUUGGUGUCAUAGACGAUACAUCCUCCUCAAUCCAAAGAAAACAUAUUUUACCACAAGACUUACCAGUUACUGGAACUGCAGUCAUUCCUGACCAAAGACUAGCUAACCCAAGAAGUCUGUGUGAGGGGCAGGGAAUCAGUAAAGACUCCUCAGUUAUGCAGCAGGGUAGUGUGACUUUACCUGUUCAGUCAGCCCCGAUCUUGGAGUCGGAUAGUUCAAGGUUACUUGCUCAGACAGUGAAGGCCUUCGAGUCUAGUGGUAUGAGGCUACCAGUUCAGCUAGCACAGACCUCUGAACCCGCUUGUAUUGUGUUACCCGCUAAGGUAUCUGAAAAUCGGACAUUUCAGGGAAACGGUACAGAGGCAGGUAUCAGACAUUUUUCUACAGAGACUAUGACGAGCACUGUUCCUGGUCCCAGUGUGAGUACACACACCUAUUGUGAGGACACAAGUCUGAAGUCUUCUUCAUCAAGCUCGUCACUCCCCAACAAUCUGGAUUUGAUGACGGAGGAUGCCAGUCUGUCCCCUCAGAAGCGUCUGACCCCUGCAGUGAACCUGCUACGACAUGCGGGGGAGUUUGGUUCUCCAUCCAAGGACAGCACCUGCUCAGACAUCCUAGCCAAGGCAGUGAAGGCUGCCAUGAUAGGACAAGGAGAUGUCACCAUGGACACGACACUGAUGGACGGUAGGGGCAACACCAGAGGGAGCUCUAGUAUACUGGCCAAAGCUUUCAGUGAGGCCAUGAUUGGGCAGGGUGAUUCUUCUAUGGACUGCUCCUUCCUGACUACGUCUACAAGUGCUUCACAACCAAAUCUGAACCUGGAACUGUCAUCAAAUAGUGCUUUCUCUAUGGUCAGUUGUCCUAGACCAGAGGACAGCCAGAAAACUGGUCAGUUAUUACGUCCGGGUGCUACAGGAUCAGAUAGGUCUGGCGUGCAGAGAGAUGAUAAACUGAGGAAGGGUUUUACAGGAUGUGUAAGUGAAUUUGAUGUUGCAAUGGAGAGUAUGCCAAACGUUAGCACUGACCAGUCCAGAAAUACGGACAGUGCUGGACAAGCACUAACCAGCAGACACAUCAAUGCAUCCAUGGAUAAAACUAGUGGUGACAUAGUAAAUGUGUCCACACCACAGCUAGGUACAUGUCAAGCAUCAUCAUCACCACCUUCUACAACAGAGACUGAUGAAGCAGACUCUGUGAAAACAAACACAUCUUGUGUGUCCAGCUCUGAUGAAGGAUCAAGAAGUCAAGACUGGUCAAAAGAAACAGACAGAAAAAUUCUAGAGCAUGUGAAGGAAUGUGGCACAUCCCCUCGAACAUUUGACGAGUUAGCUAAACAGAUGGGGAACAAGACUGGCACACAGGUUUUAAAGAGAUUUCAACACAUGCUGGAGUUACUUGGGCAAGAGACUGCCAGUGACAACGACACUAGUUCCUCCAGUCGGUCAUCGGAGCUACAGUAGACUGCCACAACACAAGUUCCUCCUGUUGGUCAUCAGAGCUACAGUAGACGGCCAAGACAACACACGUUCCUCCUGUUGAUCAUCAGAGCUACAGUAGACGGCCAAGACAACACAAGUUCCUCCAGUUGGUCAUCAGAGCUACGGUAGACGGCCAAGACAAUACAUGUUCCUACUGUUGGUCAUUAGAGCUACAGUACACGGCCAAGACAAUACAUGUUCCUCCUGUUGGACAUCAGAGCUACAGUAGACGGCCAAGACAAUACACGUUCCUCCUGUUGAUCAUCAGAGCUACAUUAGACGGCCAAGACAAUACAUGUUCCUCCUGUUGGUCAUUAGAGCUACAGUACACGGCCAAGACAAUACAUGUUCCUCCUGUUGAUCAUCAGAGCUACAGUAGACGGCCAAGACAACACAAGUUCCUCCAGUUGGUCAUCAGAGCUACAGUAGACGGCCAAGACAAUACAUGUUCCUCCAGUUGGUCAUCAGAGCUACAGUAGACGGCCAAGACAAUACAUGUUCCUCCAGUUGGUCAUCAGAGCUACAGUAGACGGCCAAGACAAUACAUGUUCCUCCAGUUGGUCAUCAGAGCUACAGUAGACGGCCAAGACAAUACAUGUUCCUCCAGUUGGUCAUCAGAGCUACAGUAGACGGCCAAGACAAUACAUGUUCCUCCAGUUGGUCAUCAGAGCUACAGUAGACGGCCAAGACAAUACAUGUUCCUCCAGUUGGUCAUCAGAGCUACAGUAGACGGCCAAGACAAUACAUGUUCCUCCAGUUGGUCAUCAGAGCUACAGUAGACGGCCAAGACAAUACAUGUUCCUCCAGUUGGUCAUCAGAGCUACAGUAGACGGCCAAGACAAUACAUGUUCCUCCAGUUGGUCAUCAGAGCUACAGUAGACGGCCAAGACAAUACAUGUUCCUCCAGUUGGUCAUCAGAGCUACAGUAGACGGCCAAGACAAUACAUGUUCCUCCAGUUGGUCAUCAGAGCUACAGUAGACGGCCAAGACAAUACAUGUUCCUCCAGUUGGUCAUCAGAGCUACAGUAGACGGCCAAGACAAUACAUGUUCCUCCAGUUGGUCAUCAGAGCUACAGUAGACUGGCUCGAUAACACAAGUUCCACUGGUCUGUCCUCAGACCUCAAUUUGACUACCUAGACAACUCAAGUACCGUUAGACUAUUCUCAUAGCUGCAGUAUACUGUCAUCCCAACAGCCACCGUACCUUUCUAGUCAGUUCUGCGAGCUGCAAUUACACUGUGCAUGUAGCUAGAGAAUAACAAUAUUUUAUAGUGGACACAAGGUUCUGAAAUCCAGAUAUUAUUGUUUUUAUUUAUUUUUGUAGCAUUAAGGUACAUGUUUUAAGUAAAAUCAUUGUUGGUUGAUAUUUAAGCGAGAUUUGCUAUCAUACCAGCAGUGUAAUUCAUUAAUGAGAUUAAUUGUAAAGAUCGCGAAGGAAAAUGUGUUCAGUUUUUAACUUGUGGUAAAUUGUAGUUUAUUUUGUUGACAAUCAUGGCUAGACGUAUUGCCGCUGCUUUAAUGGUAGAAGUGUCCGAGAUUGUUUUGUUAUACCGUUUGUAUUAUCGGGAGUCAAGUACUUGCUGUACUCAAACUCAAUGAAAUAAUGUAAAAAAAAAAAACACCAUAAAAAUAAUAAAAUAUUGUCAAAAC
Molecule: messenger RNA, 9055 nt
Organism: Mizuhopecten yessoensis (Yesso scallop)
Lineage: Eukaryota; Metazoa; Mollusca; Bivalvia; Pectinida; Pectinidae
Product: GON-4-like protein
Exons: 28
Coding region: 491-7387 (2298 amino acids)
Biological process (GO): regulation of DNA-templated transcription
Cellular component (GO): nucleus
Molecular function (GO): transcription coregulator activity
Source: RefSeq, a predicted model, not a curated record